AUGAGAAUCCACACAGGAGACAAACCAUUCAGCUGUGAUGAAUGUGGACAUAGAUUUAAUGAAAAGGCAAUCUUAACCGAACACAUGAGAAUCCACACAGGAGACAAACCAUUCAGAUGUGAUCAAUGUGGACGUAGAUUUAGUAAAAAGACAAACUUAACCCAACACAUGAGAAUCCACACAGGAGACAAACCAUUCAGCUGUGAUGAAUGUGAACAUAGAUUUAGUCGAAAGACACAUUUAACCCGACACAUGAGAAUCCACACAGGAGACAAACCAUUCAGCUGUGAAGAAAGUGGACAUAGAUUUAGUCGAAAGACUCAUUUAACCCAACACAUGACAAUCCACACAGGAGACAAACCAUUCAGCUGUGAUGAAUGUGGAUAUAGAUUUAGUCAAAAGACACAUUUAGCCCGACACAUGAGAAUCCACACAGGAGACAAACCAUUCAGCUGUGAUGAAUGUGAACAUAGAUUUAGUCGAAAGACACAUUUAACCCGACACAUGAGAAUCCACACAGGAGACAAACCAUUCAGCUGUCAUGAAUGUGGACAUAGAUUUAGUCGAAAGACAAGCUUAACCCAACAUAUGAGAAUCCACACAGGAGACAAACCAUUCAGCUGUAAUGAAUGUGGAUAUAGAUUUAGUCAAAAGACACAUUUAACCCGACACAUGAGAAUCCACACAGGAGACAAACCAUUCAGCUGUCAUGAAUGUGGACAUAGAUUUAGUCGAAAGACAAGCUUAACCAAACACAUGACAAUCCACACAGGAGACAAACCAUUCAGCUGUAAUGAAUGUGGAUAUAGAUUUAGUCAAAAGACACAUUUAGCCCGACACAUGAGAAUCCACACAGGAGACAAACCGUUUACAGUGUAGAUAUGUGCUGGUUAGUAUAUAUUUACGGGGGGUAUUCCAUGAAAAUUGAUCAACGCAAGUCACGUUUAUUUGUAUAGCACAUUUCAUCAUUUUGAUUUUAACAGAUCUGAACCUCUACUUUUACAUGAGGAAACACUGGAGAGUUUUGUCCUGGUUGGUGCAAAGAUGCAUCAACCAGGACAACCUGCCUUUUAGACCCGAUUCCCACAUCACUUUUAAAAAUAUUUUGUGGUUUCUUUCAGUAAGAUUUUUUAAAUAUAGUGAAUUAUUCUCUUCAGACGAGUCUUUUCCCAUCUGCCUUCAAAAUGGCUGUGGUGAGACCCCUUCUAGAGAAGAGUAAUUUAGACCCCACUGUUUUUAAUAAUUACCGAGCAGUAUCCAACCUACCAUUUUUAAGUAAUAUCAUCGACAAAGGAUUAAAAAAAAAAAGGGUUCUUGGAUAAAAACAGUAUUUUGGAAAAACAUCAAUCUGGUUUUAGGAAGAACCACAGUACCGAGAUGCCCUUGUAAAGAUUGUUAAUUACCUCAGGUGUAAUUUUGAUGCACAGAAACUUUCAGUUCUGGUUCUACUGGAUCCAAGUGCUGCCUUUGAUACAGUAGCUCACCAGAUUUUAUUAAACAGACUCAAUGUCUGGUGGGCCUCUCAGGUACUGUUCUUAAAUGGUUUUACUCCUAUCUCACAGAUCAAUAGUGUUUAUGUAAAUAUGGAUACAUGCUUCUCAAAGAUCCAUAAUAUCCAAUUUGGUAUUCCCCAAGGAUUAAUUCUAGGUCCACUUCUUUUUAAUUUGUACAUGUUGCCACUUUGGGAUGUCAUCAAGAGACACGGCAUUGAUUUUCACAGCUAUGCUGAUGAUAUGCAGCUUUACAUCGCUGUGUUUCCUGAUGACCUGAAGUCAGUUAACAUUCUUUUAAACUGUAUUUUAGAUAUUAAGUCAUGGAUGGCAGAGAACUUCUUACAGCUCAGUCAGGACAAAACAGAAGUUUUAAUUAUUGGUCCUGA
This is a messenger RNA of Melanotaenia boesemani (Boeseman's rainbowfish), 1879 nucleotides long. Its product is annotated as gastrula zinc finger protein XlCGF8.2DB-like. Gene Ontology annotation, molecular function: DNA-binding transcription factor activity, RNA polymerase II-specific; RNA polymerase II cis-regulatory region sequence-specific DNA binding. The coding region runs from base 1 to 879 and encodes 292 amino acids. The record is from RefSeq and is a predicted model, not a curated record. Gene Ontology annotation, biological process: regulation of transcription by RNA polymerase II. NCBI's taxonomy places the organism in Eukaryota, Metazoa, Chordata, Actinopteri, Atheriniformes, Melanotaeniidae. The transcript has a single exon.